Messenger RNA from Gossypium raimondii (Peruvian cotton), 2253 nucleotides. Its product is annotated as probable sulfate transporter 3.3. Gene Ontology annotation, cellular component: membrane. Bases 78 to 2039 code for a protein of 653 amino acids. The record is from RefSeq and is a predicted model, not a curated record. Gene Ontology annotation, biological process: transmembrane transport. Gene Ontology annotation, molecular function: secondary active sulfate transmembrane transporter activity. The transcript is spliced from 12 exons. NCBI's taxonomy places the organism in Eukaryota, Viridiplantae, Streptophyta, Magnoliopsida, Malvales, Malvaceae.
CCAGCUAAAACAAGCAGAGACAUACACAAAAUAGAGCAUUAUUGCUUCAAAAAAUAUAGAACCUUUAUUCUACGACCAUGGAGUCUAAUCCUAGCACCAUGCAGGAGCAGUCUCCAAGCUGCCUAGAAAUAACGAUGGAGGUUCACAGUGUUGUUCCACCACCCCAUAAGAGCACCAUUCAGAAGCUCAAAACCAGGCUCAAAGAAACUUUGUUCCCUGAUGAUCCUUUCCGCCAAUUCAAAGGACAACCAACGAAGAAGAAAUGGGUUCUUGCAGCUCAAUACAUCUUCCCUAUUCUUCACUGGGGUCCAAAUUAUAAUCUCAAACUCUUCAAAUCAGAUAUAGUUUCAGGAGUUACCAUAGCUAGCUUAGCCAUCCCCCAGGGUAUAAGUUAUGCUAAGCUUGCUAGUCUACCACCAAUUGUUGGCCUCUAUUCCAGCUUCGUUCCCCCUCUUGUAUAUGCUGUACUCGGAAGCUCAAGGGACAUUGCAGUUGGACCUGUUUCAAUUGCUUCACUUAUACUUGGAUCCAUGCUUACACAACAAGUAUCCCCUACCGGUGAUCCUCUCUUGUUUCUCCAACUAGCGUUUACUGCAACAUUUUUUGCUGGUCUUUUCCAAGCUUCUUUGGGAUUUUUAAGGCUUGGAUUUAUCAUUGAUUUUCUUUCAAAGGCAACACUAAUAGGCUUCAUGGCUGGUGCUGCUAUCAUUGUUUCAUUACAGCAGCUGAAAAGCCUUCUUGGAAUCACUCAUUUUACUAAAAAAAUGGGUUUCAUCCCUGUUAUGACCUCUGUUUUCCACAACUCACAGGAGUGGUCAUGGCAAACAAUACUGAUGGGCUUUAGCUUCCUAGUGUUUCUGCUAGUAGCAAGACAUGUGAGCAUGAGAAGGCCAAAGCUGUUUUGGGUCUCAGCAGCUGCUCCACUCGUUUGUGUUAUCCUCUCUACUUUUCUUGUUUUUGCAUUCAAAGCUCAGCACCACGGCUUCAGUGUAAUUGGAAAGCUGCAAGAAGGAUUAAAUCCUCCUUCAUGGAAUAUGCUGCAAUUUCAUGGAGGCCACCUUGGACUGUCAAUGAAAACCGGCCUUGUUACUGGAAUUAUUUCCCUCACUGAAGGCAUUGCAGUAGGAAGGACAUUUGCUUCUCUUAUGAACUACAAAGUGGAUGGUAACAAAGAAAUGAUGGCUAUUGGACUGAUGAACAUUGUUGGCUCCUCCACUUCCUGCUAUGUCACAACAGGUGCCUUCUCUCGAUCAGCUGUUAAUCACAAUGCAGGAGCCAAAACUGCAGCGUCCAACAUAGUAAUGUCUAUUACAGUCAUGGUGACCAUCCUCUUCCUCAUGCCCUUAUUUCAAUACACCCCAAACGUGGUGCUGGGAGCCAUCAUUGUGUCUGCGGUCGUCGGCCUUAUCGGCAUCCCAGCAGCCUACCAUGUUUGGAAGAUGGACAAAUUCGAUUUCGUUGUGAUGCUGUGCGCAUUCUUUGGUGUUAUUUUCAUCUCUGUUCAACAUGGUCUCGCCAUUGCAGUGGCAGUGUCGAUCUUCAAGAUCCUGAUGCAAAUUACGAGGCCAAAGACGGUGUUGUUGGGGAAGAUUCCAGGGACAGAUAUUUAUCGUGAUCUUCACCAUUACAAGGAAUCAGUGAAGAUCCCUGGUUUCCUUAUUCUAAGCAUUGAAGCUCCAAUCAACUUCGCCAAUUCAACAUAUUUGAAUGAGAGGGUUUUAAGAUGGAUUGAAGAAUAUGAAGCAGAGGAUCCUAAGAUGCACUCAAACUCAAGCCUUCGAUUUGUGAUUCUAGAGAUGUCAACUGUGAGCACCAUUGAUACCAGUGGUGUAUCAUUUUUUAAAGAACUGAAGCAAACAAUGGAAAACAAAGGUGUCGAGCUUGUGUUGGUGAAUCUUGUGGGAGAGGUGAUGGAAAAAUUGCAGAGAUCAAAUGAAGCAGGUGAUUUCAUGAAACCAGAUUGCUUGUUCUUGACAGUAGGGGAGGCUGUUGCCACUCUUUCAGCAACAAUAAAGAGCCAAUCAUCCAAUGAUGUAUGAAAACACAAAACUAUCCUUUCAGGCUUUUAUUUCAACCCAAUUUCUCAUUUCCCAGCUUCCCUUUUUGUUGACUCAUCUAUCUUUUCCGAAUCCCAAAAUUACGCCACUUGGUUCAUUCACUUAUUUUCUCCUCUGCCUGAAUGUCUUGCAUGAUCGCAAUUAGGGGUGUCCUUUCCGUUGAUUAAUUUUUCAUAUAGAAAUCGAAUUAAUUACU